GUACGUCAUGUUCGAGAAUCUCCGUUGACGUGCUGGUCAGCUGUCAGUUGGCUGUCAUGGCGGCGGGCUGACAUGGAAGGUUAGCAAAGGCUGUUUGGCUGCAGAAGAAGUUGUUUUGGAUUAAAUUGUCUUUUGUUUUCACUGGUGGUGAUAUUACAAGUGAUGUUAUUUUUGACCCUCGGCUUCUGCAGCUCCCCUCCGCGUGUCGCUGACAAACCUCCAGUGUUACCGCAGGAAAUCGCCUCCUCAUCAACUGAGAUAUGAUCACACAAUUGGAUUAGACCACAGCUGCAUAGCAACAAACAUAGAGUCGAGUGAGGAGUGUAAUGGCCUGAGGGGGGUCCCCCCGGUCCCACCUGCCCCCGCCGGGUCCUAUCUGCUCAAACUGUCUGCUCAGUCACUGCAACCCGCCGCUGCGAUGGGAGACGGCCUGGAGGCUGGCAGCAGCCAGAACCCCCCCUCUGCCCCGCCGUCCCUCGCCUUCAACGCUCCACUCCCUGACACCUUGAACCCCUCCAGACCCAAACGACAGACCAACCAGCUGCAGUUCCUGCUCAAAGAGGUGUUGAAGACGCUGUGGAAGCACAACUUUGCAUGGCCCUUCCAGGCUCCUGUAGAUGCCAUCAAACUCGGUUUACCUGACUACUACAAAAUCAUCAAGAUCCCGAUGGACAUGGGCACGAUAAAGAAACGCCUAGAGAACAACUACUACUGGAAUGCCCAGGAGUGCAUCCAAGACUUCAACACCAUGUUCACAAACUGCUACAUCUACAACAAGCCUGGGGAUGAUAUCGUCCUGAUGGCCGAGGCCUUGGAAAAGGUCUUCCUCCACAAGAUCACAGAGAUGCCGCAGGAGGAGAAAGAGAUCGCUGUGGUCGCCAAGGGACGCCGCGGGGGCAGACGGGAGCCAGGUCUGAUCACCAAGUCGGAUUCAGGCCAGGACUCCUCGUCCCCCUCCACCACCCCCAACACCCGGGGCUUCUCAUCCCCUUCAACCACGCCGCAGACCCGUGCUGCACCCCCCCCUCUAGCCUUGUCCCAACCUCUGGCCCAGCUUCAGCCCCCACGCGUGCCUCCAACACCCACCUCCCACGCCCCCCAUCUGGGACCCCCGUUCCCCCUCUCAACACCUGACGUCCUGGCCCAGGGCAUGACCUCGGUUCCCCCUCCAGCCCCGACACACCCCGGCCUCCAUCCCGUCCCGAUGCUGCAGAGCUCCCCCGCCCUCAUCAAGCAAAGGAAGAGCCAGAAGAGGAAAGCAGACACCACCACACCCACCGCCAACGACCAGCUCAGUGAAACAUCUCCCGUCUCUGCUGAGACUAGGCCUCGGCGAGAGAGCAGUCGCCCAUCUAAGACGCCCAAAAACGACACGUCGCAGCCGGACUCUCAGCAUCACCUGGGAGGCGGUUUGGAGGCGGUGGCGGUGGCGGUGGCGGUGGCGGCGGCGGUGGCCGGGACGGCGGGGACGGUUACGCAGAAGCGCCAGGAGCAACUGCGUUUCUGCGCACGCCUCGUCAAAGAGAUGCAGUCCAAGAAACACGUGGCUUACGCCUGGCCCUUUUACAAGCCCGUCGAUGCAAAAGCUCUCAGCCUCCACGACUACCACGACAUCAUCAAGCACCCCAUGGACCUCGGCAACAUCAAGAGAAAGCUGGACAGCCGGCAGUACAGAGACGCUCAAGAGUUCGCAGCAGACGUCCGGUUGAUGUUCUCCAACUGCUACAAGUACAAUCCCCCAGACCACGAUGUGGUCGGCAUGGCGCGCAAAUUACAGGACGUGUUUGAGAUGCGUUUUGCCAAAAUGCCUGAUGAGCCAGAGGAGCCUGCCCCUGUUCCCACCCCGUCAUCGGCCCUCCACCCUGCCCCCUCCACUCGACAAGCCCCGCCUCCUCCUGUCGUCUCGGAAGACGACAGCUCCAGUUCCUCCGAAUCGGAGUCCUCGGGAGGAGACUCAGAGCACGAAAGGCAACAUCGAUUGGCUGAGUUACAGGAACAGCUUAAAGCUGUCCAUGAACAGCUGGCAGCUCUCUCCCAGCCCCCAGCCAGCAAGCCCAAGAAGAAAGAGAGGGAGAAGGAGAAGAAGGAGAAGGAGAAGGAGAAGGAAAAGGAGAAGGAGAAAGAGAAAGAGAAGGAGAGGGAGAAGGAGAAGGAGAAGAAGAAAGAAAAGCACAAGAAGAAGAUGGGAGCAGAGGAAGCUGUCGAGGCCCCGCCCCCUGUGAUGCUUCAGACCUCUAAGAAAAACAAGAGCAGCAAGGAGCCAAUCAUUGUGAAGAAGGAAAGGAAAAAGACCGGUAAGAAAGAAGGAGUUAAAAACAGUCGCCCAGUCAUGCUCCCUCAGCCGGGGCCGACCCCUCUCGUCCCUUCGGCCUCUCUUGAAGCAGAAGAUGAAAUGGAUGUGUUUGGGGGCGUGUCCACCGACAGGGGCAAGCCGAUGUCGUAUGAGGAGAAGCGCCAGCUGAGCCUGGACAUCAACAAGUUGCCCGGUGACAAACUGGGCCGCGUCGUGCACAUAAUCCAAACGCGUGAGCCUUCGCUAAAGAACUCCAACCCGGACGAGAUCGAGAUCGACUUUGAGACGCUGAAGCCCUCCACGCUGAGAGAGCUGGAGAAAUACGUCUCCAGCUGCCUCAAGAAGAAGAAAAAGCCGUCAGCAGAGAAGCCUCUGGAAAUGACUAAUGUGACGAAGAUGAAGACCGGAUCUUCAUCUUCAGGCAGCAGCGACUCCUCUGACAGUGAAGACUCUGAGAAUGGGCUGGUCCCCAAGCUGCAGAAGAAGAUCUCGACUAUCAAAGACACCAAGAGGCUGCCCCACCUGUCCCUAAGCACCGCAGCGGCUCCAGUCGCUCCUCAGCCUCAGCAUCAGCCUCAGCCACAGCCUCAGCCUCAGCCUCAGCCUCAGCCUCAGCCUCAGCCUCAGCCUCAGCCUCCGCCCCCGACUCAGCCUCCAGUGGUCCAGUCCAAACCCCCCCCUGUCCAGUCUCUGGACUCCUCACAGCUGAUGGGCUCUGGAUUUGAUCCCCUGGCUCAGUUCAUGAACCCUCACCUGACGCGGUCCAACAGCGAGCCCAAUCCGACCGUUACUACUGCCGGUGCCCCCGCCGCGCCUGGCCUCCUCAACGCUAACGCACCCACUGUCCAGACGCCCGCUGAGACGCACCCGUUCCUAAACCAGCACCCCAUCAUACCUUCACCCGCGAUCCACAACGCUCUUCCCCAGCAACCAUCAAGACCGAGCCACCGAGCAGCGGCACUUCCUCCCAAACCCUCGCAGCCUCCCCCAUCCUCGCUCCCCUCCCUGCCUCCAUCCUCCUCUCCCCAGCUUCAGCCCUCGCUUCCACCCACUCUCCCCCAGCCCGUGCCUCGCCCCCGCGUCCCUUCACCCCCAUCGCAUGGCAUCCUGGGUACCCUCUCGGCGCAACCUCCCCAGGCCCUGCUGGAAGAUGACGACGAGCUGACGCUCACCAGUUCUCAAACCCCGCCCCUCAGCCAGGUUCACACCUUCUUGCAGUCGCUCCAGACACGGCCCACAGCGCAGCCGCAGCCGCUCCCGCUGCACACGCAUUCGCCUGCGCGGGGCGUCCCUCAGCUGAUGCCGUCGAUGCACACACACGCUGUGACAACAUCCACCCCCGCCUUGGCGCAGAGACAAAGUUCAGGCCACGCGCACAUGCGCCAGCCGUUCCCUCAUACACAUCUGUCGACGUCCCAGCAGCAGAAGGGUGUGGCCCUGCUGCAGAAGGUCCAACAGAUGCAGCAACAACACCAACUACAGCCGUCGCCACGCAGCAAAGCAGAGCCUUUCUCAACAGGUUGCCUGCGUGAGAGCCCUCCUCCCCUGAUGAUGCAUUCUCCUCAGAUGCCUCCGUUCCAGCCGAUGGGACAGCACUCGCCCUCACAGACCAAGAAACAUGAGCAGAGGUCCAACCCGGUGGUGGUCAAAGAAGAGAAGCUUUCCCAGUCACCAGUUCUGCCCCCGUCGCCCUUCAGCCCCGCCACGCGUCAAGACGCACACAAACACGACAACAAACACAGAAUAGACCUUAAGCUGUUGGACAGCACUCGCCCCGCUCCUCGCCUCCCAGACUCCCCAGCACCACCUUACUCCCAGCAGGACAACAAAAUCAAGCAAGAGCCCAAAACUCCCAUCGCUCCCAAGAAGACACAGGAUGUGAAGGUAAAGAACAUCGGCUCCUGGGCCAGCCUGGCUCAGAGGUCCCAGUCCACGCCGGCCUCCUCCGUGCGCUCCUCCAGCGACAGCUUCGAACAGUUCAGACGGGUCGCCAGGGAGAAGGAGGAGAGAGAGAGGCAGCUGAAAGCUCAGGCUGAACAGGCCAGGAGGGAGCAGGAGAAGCUACGUAACCGUGACGAUGAAGACACCGUGGAGCCGCCUCGCCGAGCACAAGACGAUGCCCGCCGUCGCCAGGAGCAACAGUCACCGCUCGCUCCCACACCUCCAGCUUCCACCCCGCCCACCCUCUCCCCACAGGCCCCGCCCCCUCCGCCACAGGCCACGCCCCCGCCCUCCUCAGCUGCUCUUGACCAGAGGGAGAUUGCGCGCCGCCGCGAGCAGGAGAGGCGCCGGAGAGAGGCGAUGGCCGACACCAUUGACAUCAACUUCCAGAGCGACCUGAUGGCCAUUUUUGAGGAGAAUCUGUUCUGAGAGGGAAAAGCAGACGAUGGGAGAGAGAGAAGGACCUAUAGACACACAACAUUACAAACAUGCAUAUAAACCUGAAUGCUCUGAUCCACAUGGUCGCUGCUCACACACACACACACACACACACACACACACACACACACACACACACACACACACACACACACAGACUGGAUAGUAACUGUCCCUUUCUCUCACUAGUUGAAACAGCUGGCUUGUGUCAUGUGACUGAGAGGGGGGAAGUGAAAUAAGCAGCCCUCGUUUUCCUCCAACCUCAGAUACGUUUUGGUGUCUGUCGAUUGGAAAACGGACAGCGAAAUAAUGAGAUCGUCGGCUCCCUCGAGGAUAACGAGAAAGGCAGAGCGAGAAAAGGAGGGGACAGAACUUUUACAUAAAAAGAUAAUGGCGGUGAAGAGGAUUUAAUUUAAGAAAUGAACCUUAUUCUCUGAUGUCUGAGAGAAGAGAAGAGGGUGAACAAAUUACAAACAGACAGAUCACUUAGUUUUUUUCUCUCCCCUAAUCUUUUUGAUUUUAAAGGGACAGUUCACCCCAAAAUCAAAACUACAGAUUCCUCUUCUUACCAGUAGUGUUAUUCAUCAGGCUAGAUUGUUUUGGUGUGAUUUGCAGAGUGUUGGAGAUAUCGGCCUUCUCUCCAAUAUAAUGGAACUAGAUAGCACUCAG
Sebastes umbrosus (honeycomb rockfish) is the source of this 5341-nucleotide messenger RNA. RefSeq names its product bromodomain-containing protein 4-like. The record is from RefSeq and is a predicted model, not a curated record. Gene Ontology annotation, biological process: positive regulation of transcription elongation by RNA polymerase II; chromatin remodeling. NCBI's taxonomy places the organism in Eukaryota, Metazoa, Chordata, Actinopteri, Perciformes, Sebastidae. The coding region runs from base 419 to 4663 and encodes 1414 amino acids. The transcript is spliced from 22 exons. Gene Ontology annotation, cellular component: nucleus; chromatin.